Messenger RNA from Elaeis guineensis (African oil palm), 1328 nucleotides. Its product is annotated as peroxidase 17. Gene Ontology annotation, biological process: hydrogen peroxide catabolic process; response to oxidative stress. Lineage: Eukaryota; Viridiplantae; Streptophyta; Magnoliopsida; Arecales; Arecaceae. The record is from RefSeq and is a predicted model, not a curated record. Gene Ontology annotation, molecular function: peroxidase activity; heme binding.
ACGUGAGGGCCUUGAACAACCCUCCCCAACUCCACCACCCUCAGAAUAUAUCCACCCACUUGUUCAUAAAUCCGAGCCAUGCAUCAAGCCAAUGGAACAUCACAAACUCCAGUGUACCUAAUAGCAGCACGCACAUAGGAACACCUUAUAAAAACCCUCCCUUGGCCAACUGAUGUCUCUACUGCCACCAACACAAAGCCAACAUGUAUCCCCUCUUCAUCUUUCUCCUCCUCUCCCUCUUCCUUGCGCCAGAGAUCGCCAUUGCUGCCACCAAACUAAGCUAUGGAUACUACUCCGAGACGUGUCCAGAGGCCGAGUCCAUCGUGCGGUCGGUGAUGCUCCGAGCUAUGAUCCGAGAGCCCAGGAGUGCCGCCUCCAUCAUGAGGCUUCAGUUCCACGACUGCUUCGUUAAUGGAUGUGAUGGGUCUGUGUUAUUGGAUGACACGCCAACCAUGCUCGGCGAGAAGCUGGCUUUGUCCAACAUCGACUCUCUGCGUGAUUACGAGGUGAUCGACGAGGUCAAGGAGGCGUUGGAGCAGCGAUGCCCGGGGGUCGUCUCGUGCGCCGAUAUCAUCAUCAUGGCCGCAAGAGAUGCCGUUGUACUGAGUGGAGGACCCAGCUGGGAAGUGAGACUGGGAAGAGAGGAUAGCUUAACAGCUAGCCAAGAGAACUCCAACAACAUCAUGCCAAGUCCCAGAGCCAAUGCAGCCUUCCUCAUCAACCUCUUCCACCAAUUCAAUCUAAGCGUCACCGACUUGGUCGCCCUAUCGGGUUCUCACUCCAUCGGCCAGGCUCGAUGCUUCUCGAUCGUCUUCCGCCUCUACAAUCAAUCUGGCACAGGCCGGCCUGAUCCAGAAAUCGACCUCGAGUAUCGAAAGAAGCUGGAUGAACUAUGUCCAAAGGGUGGUGAUGAGAACAUGACCGGCGGGCUCGACGCCACUCCGGUUGUGUUCGAUAACCAGUACUUCAAGGACUUGGUUCAGAAGAAGGGGUUCCUCAACUCUGAUCAGACUUUGUACUCAGGGGAUGCUAGGACUGGAAAGGUGGUUAAAAAGUUUAGCCGUGAUCAAGCAGCAUUCUUCUCGGCCUUCAUUGAAGGAAUGGUUAAGAUGGGUGACUUGCAAUCUGAUAAGAGAGGAGAGAUCAGGAGGAAUUGUCGAGUGGUGAAUGAUGGGCUAUCCCAUGCAGAGAUAUAGAAUUUUGAUGAGGGAAAUAGUGAAUUGGUGAAAGACAUGACAUAUAUAAUCGCUAAGAAUAUAUGGUCUCUUGUCACAUAUAUGCCAUAAAGGAACCAUUUAUAUAUUAUAUGGAUGAUUAUUAUGCUUUAA